Messenger RNA from Drosophila ficusphila, 1914 nucleotides. RefSeq lists its product as uncharacterized. The record is from RefSeq and is a predicted model, not a curated record. The transcript has a single exon. Lineage: Eukaryota; Metazoa; Arthropoda; Insecta; Diptera; Drosophilidae. The coding region runs from base 1 to 1914 and encodes 637 amino acids.
AUGGACAGUCGUGCCGCGGAAAUAAUUCUCAGAGAGAAGGAACUUUUCACAUCCGUUCUUCAGGAGAAUGGAUUACGAGCUUCCAGAAACAUUCAAUUGAUUAACAACUCAUUCGUCCUGGAAGUGUUCUUCAAGAUAACCCAGCUGUAUCACUUCAAAAACUUUAUAUUCUACAUAUCCGAGAAACUAGAUUUAAAGAACAAAGAUGCAACUGAGUUUUUUCACGAUUUCUGGACUUAUUUUCCAUUGGCACCCAACCUGUUUAUAACUCGGGAGCACGAGGAGGCCGUUCCAAUGAUGCAGUUCAUCAGCACUCCUUCGCUGGUGAUGAUAUUCACCACGGGUAAAGACGAUCCCAUAAUGGAGCUGGCUUCUCAGAGUCUCAAAGGAAUUCGCUGGCUCAAGACGAUAUUUAUUCUCUUUCCCACGCUUAAACAUCGUGAUUUAAGUUUAGAGUCGUUCGCGAACUUUUCAGCCGAGAUCAAUGAGAUUUAUGAAUGGAUAUGGAGCAAGCAGUUCAUCAACACUUUACUGGUCACAAUAAGGGAUAAUGUGUUUGUUUUGGAUCCCUAUCCCACACCAUCGGUUGUAAACAUAACAGGCAAUUGGAAAGCCGAGGAUUUCUUCCAUAAAUAUGCAAAAAAUAUGAAGGGUUAUGCCAUAAAGACUCCCAUUCUGUACGAUCUGCCAAGGGUCUUUAAGUCCGACAGACCUACAAACAAUUUCGAAAAGAACUUUGUUCAUGGAACCAGUGGAAAUUUAUUCUUUGGGUUCCUUGAGUUCGUAAACGCCACACUGGUGGACACCACUGCAAACAUGACAGUUGACUACUUGAAUAUUACCAACCUCCUGGAUUUGGUAUCCCAAGGAGUGUACGAAACCCUGAUCCACUCCUUCACCGAAUUGAUAACAAAAUAUGUGGUCGGUUAUAGCUAUCCAAUUGGGAUUAACGACUGUUGCAUAAUGGUUCCCUAUCGACGCCAAUCGCCUGAGGAUCAAUACAUGAGGGAAGCCCUCCAGCAGAGUGUUUGGAUCCUGAUCAUCUUUUUCACCUUCUACAUGACACUGGCCAUCUGGAUAUGUUCCCCCCUGAGACCGCGUGACCUCAGUGCCUCAUUUCUGCAGUCCAUUUGCACUAUAACCUACAGUCCACCCACAUUCAUUAUUUGCACGCCCACGUUGCGUAUGCGCUAUUUGUAUAUUUUACUGGCAUUAAUGGGAAUAGUCACAUCGAAUCUGUACAUUUCCCGGAUGACCAGCUACUUCACCACAGCUCCACCCCAACGGCAAAUAAACACGGUGGAGGACGUGGUGAAUGCCAAUCUGAGGAUCAAAAUGCUGGUUGUGGAACGGGACAGGAUGGCCAAAUCGCCGCUUCAUUAUCCGGAGAGCUAUAUGCGCCAGGUGGAUUUGGUGGACAAGCUGUUUUUGGAUUUGCAUCGGGAGCCAUUUAACACCUCUUAUGGCUACACGGUGAGCAGUGAUCGUUGGAUAUUUUUGGACAUGCAGCAACAUCAUUUGCGAAAGCCCAUCUUCCGGUUAACCGACAUCUGCGAGGGUCCAUUCUAUCACGUAUUUCCCCUGCACAGCGACUCCCAUCUUCGCUCUCCGAUGACCGAGUUUAUAAUGAUCGCCCAGCAGGCGGGACUGAUGAACCACUGGAAACGGGAGGCUUUCCGGGAGGCAGUGCAUCUGGGUCGAAUCAAGGUGCACCGCUUCGACGAGGAGCCAACGGCUCUCAGCCUGGAUUUCUUCUCCAGCCUUUUUCGCACCUGGACCUUUGGAUUGGUGUUAUCUGGUCUGGCUUUUGCUGCGGAGAUGAAGUGGCAUGAGCACGUGACAAUGAAUCGACGACCUGUUGUUGGAUUAACCCGCAAACCUAGGUCAUUUCUAAGGAGAUUUAUGAAGUUAUGA